Chrysemys picta bellii (western painted turtle) is the source of this 3182-nucleotide messenger RNA. The record is from RefSeq and is a predicted model, not a curated record. Lineage: Eukaryota; Metazoa; Chordata; Testudines; Emydidae.
CGCAACGCCGAGAGCAGUGCGCACGCGCGCAGUUUCGUUUCGUGCUUGUCUUUGAAAAGAGUGUGAGCCGUGGGGCCGUGCUUCCCCUCGCCACGGGGGCUACUGGCUCGCGUGGGCUGUUGCGGUGUAGUGGGGCCGCCAUGGCGCAGGUGCUGAACCUCAACAAUGAGGUUGUGAAGAUGAGAAAAGAGGUGAAGAAGGCCAGAGUUCUUACCAUUCGCAGACUCACCAGACACAUUGCAAAACUUAAGUUAAAAAAGGGUUCAGAAGAUGUGGUACUAAAGAACCAAAGGCGAGCAGAGAGAUUACUAGAAGAAAUUCAUGCCAUGAAGGUAAUGUCUUCAUAUACAUAUAGUUGUCGUGAUGCUGCAAUAACUCUAUUUGCUAUUAUUUUUGUAGCUGCUGUAAAAGCCUUUAAGGAUGCAAGACGGAAGCCACCUAAAACUCAAUCUUCAGAUGAGCAUAAAUCAGAAGAACAGCUUUCUCAAAAGCCUAAAUUGAGGCAACAUUCUAAUAGCAAUGUAGACAACCAGACACAUAUACUGGUUCUAAAACAGCAAGAAGCUAAAACAAAGGUGAAUGUGAAAACAGCCACUAACAUAGAAAAUAAACAAAUCUGUGAGAGAGAAUGUGAGCAGAAAUCUUCAGAAAUUGAAAGAACAGAUUCUCCGGGUGAUUUGUCAUUACAAACUUCAGAAAAACAUGCCGUAGUUGAAGAUCAAACAGAACCGACAAUUGACUGGCCAAAAAGAAAAAAACUUACAAGUGCGAACAAGUUCAGGAUAACAAACAAAUCAAACAGUGAUGUUAGUGAUAUGGAAGAAUUCGAUAACAAGGAGUAUUUUGAUGACAGCACAGAAGAGAGAUUUUAUAACCAGUCAUCCGAUUCUGAAGAAAGUGAUAGCGAUGAUGAUUUCUUCAUCGGCAAAGUGAAGAAAAAGAAGAAGAAAGUGGCAGAUAGUGAUCUUUCUUCAGCAAAGGAAAAGAAAAAUCUCAAAGAAGCAUUACUAAACAAAACAAAGGACUCAAAGUUUAUGACGAUGCAGGAUGUGAUCACAGAAGAAAGUAAACCAAGUGCAAAAGCAAUGAAGUUGGAAUCAGUAUUUUGCAAUUCUCUGUCCAGAUCUGAUCAGAAAUCCAAAAAUAUGAAGAGAAAUGCUAACUAUCAGACUUCCAAAAACAGAAGAACAGCUUUUCCAAAAAAUGAACUGCGAGUAAAGAGAACACACCUUGCUAAAGCUGCAGGUAUAAAGUAUGAAAAUAAAAAAGAGUAUUUAGAGCAACCACUUCAUCCUUCGUGGGAAGCAAGCAAGAAGCGUCGGGAACAAAUAUCUCAAAUUACAGCAUUCCAGGGGAAAAAGAUUAAGUUUGAUGAUGAUUAAACUUUUUUAAUGUAAAUUCAUAUUGUUAAAGAAGAUUCUUAUAGUUCCCCUCUAGUUUGGUAUCUACUUUUGAGAUGUAACAACUUGUGUUUUGACUGGACCUUUGUGACCCCGGUGUUAUAGAUUGAAAAGAGAAUAUUUAUCUUCUUGAUUGAGAUGAUACAUGCAAAGUUUGGAAACUAAACCUUUUACAGUAUUUGAGAACUAGUGCCUUUUUCAAAUCAUAUUUACAUGUUUUUAUAAACUAAAUAGUAUUCUAAUCUUGAGAAAUCGGUGAUGUAGUCUUUUAAGGUUUUUUGGCAAGGAAAAAGCUAUUCCAGAUUUGUUUAUAAUGAAGAUUGAGCAAAUGAAACAAUUUGUGCUGUAUUAGUUAACUAAUGGGGAUGUCACAUAGUAUAUGAUUAAGAGUUCAGUUCUUUAGUGCCACCACCUGUGAAACCCACAAUGAAGUCAGGAAGGGGUUUAUGGAGCUAUUUUGUGCUCUGUAGUAGUUGAGAGUUUUCCUCUGUGGGGUUUUGCAUUAUGUAAGGUACACUCCAGAAAACUAUUUAAGGACUUCAAUAUCAGAAGAGAUGGGAAGAAUAAGUGCUCCUAGCUAAAUAAAAAACAUAGUUAAAAUAGUUCAUUAAGACAUAUGUUUAAAAUAUCAAAAUAUUUACUCUUAUCUUAGCUGGAAGAAGUUCAGAGCUCUGUUAGCUCUGAAGACAUUUGCUAAAUUCCAUAAAUGCAUGAAGCAAGCCGAAAUGCAGAUUAGUGUGUAUGGCAAACUCUAGAUAGCAAUAAAAAUUUGCCAUCUAAAAUAUGUUCAUCUUUCUUGAUUAGAUCAACAAUUUUGAUAACUAAAGUACACGGUCGUGAGCAUUCCUGUACUGAAAGGAAAAUUCAGUGUGCCCCACUUAAUUUAAAUUGCAGGUAGUCAGAGAAUUAGGAUCUCAUCCUACUGAGUUCCUAACUACCAGAAUCAGUAAGAAGAGUAUAAAUUUAAAAAGUACCUUCUUAUUAAAUGCUAUUGAUUUGUUUGCCAAAGAUCUUGGGUUUUUUUAUAUCCCUAACUGUUGGAAGGGCAUUUGACUGUGUUGGAUGGAGCUAUCAUUUUAGUGUUUUGGAGUUCCUGGGAUCGGGGUGUGGGGAGAUGGUUUUUUAACCAUUUUUUUUUCUUUAAAGGUCUUUCAUAUUAGUUAGUUUUAAAAGAUCUAUGAACUUAAUUGUAACUGUCCUUCCUCAUUGUGGUUUAAUUGGAUGCUACUGUCCUUUAUACAAUUGGUCUGAAUCAAUUCCAUAAAACAUAUACACAGUUAAUAAUAUGGAUAGUCUAUGCUAUGCUUUGCUAUCCAUACAGCAGGAAGGUUUUUAUAUCCAAAGUGAAGUUCUCCCUUCCUGAAUUAUGUUACAGCCUUGGAGGAAUGUGGAUUUCAAUUAAGUUUGUGCCCCGAAUGUUUUGAUUUUUUUUCUUUUUAUUCCUCAUUAUAUGAAACAGUGGUGUAUGUGUGGAGGUGGGGAUUUUAUACCAGAUCGUAAGAGUUCAAGGCAUCUUCAAUAGCAAUAGACUCUUGUAAAAGUAAUCUUGUACUAGGUAAGCAGCCAGUGGCUACACAUAGGAACUACAUUCAUUGUAUUUUGAACUUGUAUUUAUCUUCAAGGAAAAUCAUGUUUUGAAGAAAAAGUCAUCCUCUUGAAAGCAAUAUCUAGAAUACUGUUUUACAUAUUCUAGACAAGAAACUUUUUUAAAGGCUUAGUACUAGUCCAAACAAAUAUUUGAUGUGUAAUUUUCCUGUUUUCAAUAAAGGGCAGGAAACUUUU